AUGCUCAAGUCGUUGCAAGUAUUCUUGUUUCCAUUUCUGGCCCUUGUCACUGGUCUUGUGUUAGAUGCUACAAAUCGUCGCAUCCGAUUUCUCCGUAUACCGGAUACUAUUCUCAUUUUUCUAUUCGCACUUGGCACAAGUUUUAUUCUUCACUUAUUUUUCCCCCAGAAUUUGAUGACACAUAUUGACGAGACAUAUACGUGGAAAACGGUUGAACCACGCAUCAUUGUUGGAGUUCUUCUGCCGCUACUUAUUUUUGAAUCUGCGGUGAAAAGUAAUUCACAUUUGUUCUUUCGAAAGCAAUGGCUACUAUUCGCGUUGACCGCUACUGUUUAUUUAUUAACGCUAAUAUUAUACACUGCUCUAAUGCUACCAUUUUUACGGAUUAUGGAUAAUUGGAAUAUAUUUACGGUUAUGUUGAUGGGUGCAAUCUUGGCUGCAACAGAUCCUGUGGCAGUUGUUGCAAUUCUGGAAGAUAUUGGUGCUCCGCAACGUAUCAAAAUAUUGGUUGAGGGUGAAUCGUUACUCAACGAUGGCCUGUCUAUUUUCGUCUAUCAAAUUCUCCGCAAUUUUGUUUUGAAAGAAGUAAAUUUGCCAUCCUAUCCAUAUACUUUUGUACAUUACGCAGCGAUGUGUGUAAGCUGUAUCGUAAUAUCACCAUUGCUGGGAUAUACCACUGCUCAUAUUACUGUUAUGAUCAUACGGCAUGGUAUUAGUGAAGAGAAAAGGAUUCAGAUGUUUUUGGUGAUAUCGGUAUACUUUGUAUGGCAGUUAGGUGAAGUAACCAAAGGAUCAGCCGCCAUAGCCACUGUAUUUUACGGUGUUACACUGAACUAUCUUAGAGAAAGAUUGAAUCCGAGAAGUGUAGAAUUAACUUUGCAAAUUUGGACAGCAUUCGGUUAUUGGGCUAACUGCAUCGUAUUCAUGUUCAGCGGUUAUGCCAUCGGUCUGCUGCUCUUCAAUAAUCCGGUUGAGAUCGAUGUAAUUUAUCAUUUAAUCUCUGGCGUGUUGUUAUUUCCCAUAUCAUUGGUGACUCGUAUGUUGGCGUUAGUUGUAUUUCGCGAAUUAUGGAAUGCAUUUGGCAGUUCUCACGUUGUCUAUGAUAUCGAUUACGUCCUUUUGGCGUAUGGUGGUCUGAAGGGAGCGUUAGCACUUCUGCUGGUACAUGAAUUUGCUGAAAGUGUUCAGUAUGAUCCAUAUGCUCGUCGAAUUGGCGAGAAAGUGAUACUUUAUGCUAGUUCCGCCGUUUUCGUUUGUUUGGUGAUUCAGGGUAUGACAUUUUCGUACGUUACAAAUCGUGAAGGUACAAAUCGUCGAUCACGUUACAUUAAAGAUUCAGAGAAAAAUGUGGAACGACAUUUAAUUCGUACGUUACGUGCAAAUAUAGCAGCAAUGCGUCGCCAAGCUGACUCUUAUCUUACAGAGGCUAAUUGGACUGUUGUUAAUGAGCAAAUAGAAGCUAACGUUUUCAAAGGCUUUGCAAGUAAUGUUGGACAGUAUUCACGGGUGCAGACAAGCAUUUAUGAUGAAUCAGUAAAAAGUAUUGAUAGUCAGUCAGUAGACGAGUCAUUUCUUAUGAAGAAAGAUGACAGUGACGUUUGCACUGGUUACUAUAGUAUCCUUCUUGCUCGAGUAUAUAGCCUUUGGACUCUGGGCGCGAUUUCCGGACGUGCAGCGCAUAUAGUAAUCGACCUCCUGGAACAUGGUGUUGAUGAAGGAAAGUUAACUUUAGAUGACUUCUGCGAGCAUUUGAAUUCAGCUGAUAACAAGUGGUAUCAUCACAUCGAAUUGAAGAUCCUAACAGUUUUGCGGUGUUGGAUUGAUACGGACACAAAGCUUAAUCGUCUAAAUUGGAUGGGUAUUCCAUUCUUGCCUUAUCCAAUUCCCACAAAUAUUUCUGUUUUGAAACCGGUUCGAUCUUUGGAGUGGUGGUGCAUAUUUUCCGCAUUUUUGGCUGUCAUUCAGUCGAUCCUGAUUGCAUUUGUCAUUUUCUGGCAACCAGCAGUUGGAACCGAUGUCAGCUAUUCAGCCCUGAUGUUCACAUUUCUGAUUGCUUUCAUUUUUUUUGUUGAAGAAGUAGUACAUUUUCAUCGAUUACGGAAACCAGCAUAUCGACUGGAAUUAGAGCGUCUGGAUAUGCGCUGCUUUCAUAACAUGAAUCGAAUUACUAUCGAAUUCAUUCUAUUUCUUGUUUAUAUAUCACUAAUUGUCGGUAUCUGCAUCGUUCUAUCAAUUAUAUUGGCCAAAUAUCCGAAUGGUUCAUGCAUACAAAAUAGCGGACAGUGGAGAGCAUUACAUGUGUGCAAUACGAUGCGUUAUAUACUUCUUUUAUUUGUGGUGCUUUUGACACUUUUGAAAAUUCUACGCAUCACACCGCUGUUCAUUUUCACUCUGCAUGAAUCACUCUGUACUGCUGGUCUCUUACGUAUACGUAUUCAACUCUCAGCACUUUAUUUUCUGCAGUUUUUGCUCAGUCAACCACCAGCAAAAUUUACAUUUUUUCCGGGUGAUUCCUAUCAUGUAGCAUUAGGAGAACAGAAACAUUUGAAUAAAAUUGUGGAUGCGCUAAUCCGAAAAGCAAUGAAAAAAAACAAAGAAGUACUUGAUCUAAUUACUGUUAUCAAGACUAAACAAGCCAUUUUAAUGGCUGCACAAACAUUGGAGCACACUAUUGUUGAUUUACAGAAGCAGGGGUUUUUGCACCAUGAGUCAAUGCAACAGUGGGAGCGCUCUCUGAACCGUUUACGUGGUCGCGGUGAACGUUUAAUUAAUUCUCCGAAUCCGAGUUACCAAGAUGCUCUGGAGUCCGUACAUUGGAUUCAGGCCAUUGAUAGUCAAAAAAGACAAGAUUUAGUGGAUAAAUUGGUCAAAUAUCUUGAAAUACAAUCAGGAAUUGAACAGCCUGGCGGCCAAGUAACCGAAAUGACAUUAUCGAGACGAGGAAAAGAGCAUAAGCAUGAUUACUAUGUACAUCAGGGCCGCUUUGUUGGGGAGAGAAAUUUGCUGGAUAAAAAUGACUUCCGACGUGAAUCAGUAAAAAAGCCAAAAGUUGAAUAUCGAACAUCGACUGAUUGUGUAUUGAUUAAAAUUGAUGAAGAUACAAUGGAUAUUGUUCGCUCAUUUGACAGCUCAGUCAUUAGAGCAAUAUCGCGGAAGGAGCAAACACGACGACUUAUAUAUGAACUGAAGGAACAACAUGAAUCUUUCGCUUUAAUAACAAUGAAUGAAUUUGAAAAGUUGUACACGAGACGUGGAUAUUCGGUGGGUGGUCGAAUAGACAUUGAAGUUGGGAUUGGGAAGAAGCUUAUCAUUGGAUUUCGGGCGAUGAUUGUUGCCUUGAAACCUUCAACGAGCUUAGAUGAUCAUUAUCAUAUUCUGGGACCAGCUGUUGUAACGCUAAAACCUGUUGGUGAAGAUGAAGGAAUGUUAGUCCUCAUCGAUAAUGAACGAAGUGGUGAUCAGCCAACCUUAGAUGUUGAAAGUAAUAUAUCGUUAGAAACUGAAACGGAAGAGCCGGACAAAUUAUCAAAGAAGAAGACAACGCUUCCAAUUCUUUUGGAGAAGGCUAAAUCAUCACUUGGAGAACUAGAAAAGGUAAAACUUGAAUUAAUUGGACUAGUUUUUUCGGCUAGAGCAGAAGCGAAAAAAUUGCAACCAAUCUCGGAACAAACUCAAGUGACAAGGAAAACAGAAACCAAACCCAUUACACAAAUAUCACAAUUAGACAGAACAAGAAGGAAGACAUUAGAAACACAAUCGGAAGAAGAUGAUGAGAAUCAACAGAAAAGUUCAGGAACUGCCGCAAAACUGGAAGCCCAACAUAGUCAGGCAGAAAAAUUCACUCGCACAAGCGUUAUAAGUUCUAAUAGUGAAGCGCCAGUAAAGUAA
Acanthocheilonema viteae is the source of this 3888-nucleotide messenger RNA. Lineage: Eukaryota; Metazoa; Nematoda; Chromadorea; Rhabditida; Onchocercidae. The record is from the annotation of a GenBank genome assembly.